UAAUAUAUGUGUGUAUUUUUGUAUGAUAUGUCAAGAAAAGGAAGAGAAAGAAAAUCAUAAAAAGAUUUAUAGGUAGCUGGUCCAUUAUGGAAUACCAGAAGCAGCAGUGACUUUUGUGUACUAUAUAUGUAUGCAUGUAUAUUGUAUAGCCCAGAAUGGUAGGAUUUUGAAGACCCUUCCCUCCCUCCUCUUGAGUAUUGCGUAUUCUCUUUUUAAAAGGGAACAAAAGCCAAGAGAUGCAAUGAACCUUUAGAUUUAUAAGAUCUGUGAAUACUGAGAGAUAGUGGUAGAAACCUAGAGAAGUUGAGAGCGGUGGCUAACAUGGCUGGUGUGUCUCAGUUGCAGAAGCAGUUUGUUGACUACAAAGCCUCACUCUUUCAAGAGGGGGUUCUGGAUGAACAGUUUGACCAACUUCAGGGACUACAAGAUGAGAGCAACCCAAAUUUUGUGGUUGAAGUGGUGUCUCUCUUCUUUCAAGAUUCUGAGAGGCUUCUCAAUGACCUGACCAAGACUCUAAACCAGCAGGGUGUUGACUUCAAAAAGGUCGGUGCCAAUGUUCAUCAGUUGAAGGGUAGCAGCUCCAGCAUUGGUGCUCAGAGGGUUCAGAGAGUCUGCAUUGCAUUUCGUAACUACGGUGAGGAGCACAACAUUGAAGGGUGCCUAAAAUCUCUUCAGCUAGUGAAGCAUGAAUAUGGCAUUGUGAAAAAUAAACUUGAAACUCUUUUCAAGCUGGAGCAACAGAUUUUGGCUGCCGGCGGCAUUGUACCAAGGUAAUGAAGAAUCAGAUGAUCCAGUGAAGUUGUCAUAGCAACAAGAUCACAAAGUAUGUAGCUAGAUUGCAGAGAGGCUUGGUUUAAUGUACUUUUGUCUUUUCUUUCUCUCCUAUUUGGUUUGCGCAUCCAAGUUUCUUGGGGGGCUCAAAGAACCUAGUUCAUUAUGGCUAAGAAUGUGAAUGAAUCUUUCUACCUCUUUAAUUUCUGAUAAUAUGGAUGAUAUUUCCUAUA
Messenger RNA from Rosa rugosa (rugosa rose), 1004 nucleotides. RefSeq names its product histidine-containing phosphotransfer protein 1-like. Gene Ontology annotation, cellular component: cytoplasm; nucleus. Gene Ontology annotation, molecular function: histidine phosphotransfer kinase activity; protein histidine kinase binding. The coding region runs from base 322 to 774 and encodes 150 amino acids. The record is from RefSeq and is a predicted model, not a curated record. The transcript is spliced from 6 exons. Lineage: Eukaryota; Viridiplantae; Streptophyta; Magnoliopsida; Rosales; Rosaceae. Gene Ontology annotation, biological process: cytokinin-activated signaling pathway; phosphorelay signal transduction system; phosphorylation.